Molecule: messenger RNA, 193 nt
Organism: Amoebophrya sp. A120
Lineage: Eukaryota; Dinophyceae; Syndiniales; Amoebophryaceae
Source: the annotation of a GenBank genome assembly
ACUGCUUCCGAGGUGGCCCCUUUUCAUUUCUACUCCGCCGACACUGGCAAAGAAAAGCGUAGAAGUGGAGCGAAGUGACUACGUGCGAUCGAGUGAGAGAGCGAAACGGACUGACUAUGGGCGAAGAACAGCCCAGGAACAAAGGCCGCGACUAUGUGCGAAGGAGUGGGAGACAGCGAGUCUAAGUGGGUAG